AAAUUUCCAAAUAAAAAAAACAAACUGUCAAAUUAUUUGCAACAAGCAAUGAAAAACUGUGAAAAUAGCUAUACAAAUUAACGAAAAAACUGUAUAAAAAUUAAUAAAAAUCCUAUUAAAAUAAUGGCAAAGUGUAUGGGAUAAUAACUAAUCAAUGAAUACAUAAAAUAUUGAGGUGUGACAAAUAAAAUUUCUGAUACAAUUGAAAAAAAAAAAAUUUUAAGCAUCGCGUAAAGUAAAAAAAAUUGGAUAAAGUAUAUGAAGAGGCAAGACACUGACAGUGAAGACAAAAACAAAGACUACGGAAUUCGAAAGAAUUUUUGUUUUUUAUUCAUAUUACCCCAGCAUUUUGGGGGUCAAUUGUAAUUGUAAAGAAAAAGGAUACCAAAUAACAACAAAUUUUACAAGCACACAAGGCUACUAAACUAUUACAUAGAAUGGAUGAUACAAUGAAGGUUAAGGAUCAAUGUCAUAAUGCCAGCACAACUACAACUAAUGACAAGGUCAAUGCAGAAGCCUUAUUGUCGUUGCAACAGCAGCAGCAUCACAGCACUAAUGUUGAUGGUAACUCAGCCGUUGGGACAGAUGCUGAAGAUGCCACUGCCCACGUAGUGGUGGAGCAAAUGAAUAAUGAAUCUAGUAAUGCUGGUUCUGAGAGUCCAGACGAAAGCAAUGGCAAAUUGUUGUAUCAUAUAAAUAUGUUGCCGGAUGAAAUGUUGGAAUUUAUUUUAACCUAUUUACCGCCCUAUAAGGAUUUGGAAAAUUGUAGUUUAGUAUGUAAACGAUGGCAGGAUAUUGUGAAAAAUCUUAUACGGCGUUCGCGUAUUAAUCUGCACAAAGGCUUACAAGAUUUUCGUUUGUGUUGGCAGGUAUUCUCCCAACAAACGGCUACCUCUAUCGAGGCCAAUAAUGGCAGCAUUUGCAAUAGUCCCACAACACCUAUAAUAGCUGGACGUUUUUCGCAUUCCGCUGUACGUCAUGGUAAUUCGAUGUACAUUUUUGGUGGCGGUUCUUCAUCCGAUACAACAUUUAACGAUCUUUGGCGUUUCGAUUUAUCGGAAAUGCGUUGGGAACGUCCCUUGUCCAUGGGUUCGUAUCCAUCGCCCAAAGGCAGUGCCUCAAUGGUGGCGUGGAAAGAACAACUAGUACUGUUUGGUGGUUGGCGUUAUCCCUCUUUGCAUCCUCCCUACCAGCCUUGGUGUUUGUUCGAUGAAUUACACUACUAUGACUUGGCGACAAAUCGUUGGUCUGUGGUAAUGACCAUGUCAAGACCACCACCCAUUGCUGGACAUUCUGCCAGUGUUCAUGGUGAUAUUAUGGUGAUAUUUGGUGGCUAUCAAAUAUCGGAUGGUGUCAAUUCGAAUUCUAAUGAAACUUGGUGUUUAGAUUUGAAGGAGCAUCGCUGGUGGCAGCCCUUGUUUUUGGGUAGUAUUAAGCCACCAGCACGUUAUGGUCAAUUUCAAUUGGUUUUAGACGAGAAACAUUUACUUAUAGUGGGUGGUUGUGGUGGUCCUAAUAGUGUAUAUUCAGAUGCUUGGCUGCUGGAUAUGACGAGAGAUUUAUGGAUGUGGAAAUCGAUACCAGUGCGUAAUAAAAAGUUUUCCGCUUCUCAUAUGUGGUGUAAUCCUGCCUGUAAAAUAGACUCGAAAUUGGUAGUUUUAGGACCUACUCCAAAUAUGCCUCAAGAUUUUCAAUUGAUGAAACAAACUAGAGUUCCUGUAGGUGGCGGUCUUCCAGCGCCACGUUUAGCGGCCCGUGGUCAAAAUCAGCACAAUAAUCCGCUUAAUAGACCAGUAGGUGGGGGCGGCAAUGCUAAUCCGGUGAUACGAAUACCCGCCCAUAAUCACAAUCGUUUACAAAAUAAUCGCUUAAAUGGUGCUGGUAAUAUACCACGUGAAGGACCGGAUGAUCAGUACUUUGCUCAGCGUAGAGCAAUUUUAAAUCAGCAUCAACAAAAUGCAAGCAAUAAUAAUUUCAUUAACAAUCACAAUCAAAAUAGCAAUUUUCAACCACGUAGUGGCAGCAUUAGAGAGCUACACACUUCGCCGGAAGAAAGAAAUCACAAUCGUCCUUCCACUUCGGGUCUGGCCACGUCACCACGUCUGAAUGGCUCCGCCUCUACGCGUAAUGACAACGAUGUUUUAGCUGUUGGUCGUAAUGGCGGUGCUGGCGUAGGUGGUGGUCUGGAUCAAGAAGCGGCUAAUCGACUGCAGCGUAAUCUCGCUUUAAGAUGUCGCGAAAAUGAACCUUUACUGCCUAAAAGAUUUGAUGAGCUAUACGAAGAUCCAUUUCGUAUGGCAGCCUUCAAUGUACAAAACCGUCCAAGAUCCUUAUCGAAAGAUCACAAUGAACGCAUACGCCGCAUGGAGGAGAAAAUGAAUGCUUUGCGUAACUCGCGACGCAAUGCCAUGGCUGAGCAGAAAUCCAUUAAGGAACCUUCACCCAAACGCAUUAAACGUAAUGUACUCUCACUGUUUGUAUGUGAUCUGUCGCAUGCUCUAUCGGAAUUGGAUCCCUAUUUGGAGUGGUUGGAAUAUAAGAAUUAUGGUGUCAUACCCGGAGCUCCCGAAAGACUUAUUCUCUCUACCAUGGUUCCCGGCCACGGUGAACUAAUAUUGUUUGGUGGUGUUCACAAAGAAACUUUAAGUGAAAUUACCCAUCAAGUUUCGAAUACCAUACAUUUCUUAAGUGCUCCUAGAGAUAUAGUUUAGAUUGAAGUUUGAAACGUCUGAGUUGAUAACUGCUGGAGUGAAAUGUGAAUUCUUUCUGUGAAAUAUGUGUAUGUGUGUUUAAUGAUUUAUUUAAGAUGAUCUCCUUAAAUUUCUGUUGGAGAAAUUUCAACCGUACAAGAUUUAACUAAAAUGAUGCUUAAAUAUUAAUUUUAUUAUAAUUGUAUGAUGAUGCAGCACUCUCUAAGCUUCUUGCAUGGUUUUCUUUUUUUUCUAAUUACUAAUAUUUUCUUUCUUUGUAAGUUAAAGAAUAGUUUUUUUUCUUUCAUUUUCGAUUUAAUUUCUUAUUUUUAAGCCAUUGUGUUUAAUUUCUAUUAAAAGAAAAUUUUUAGUUAACAAAAUACAAAGUAUUUGUUAAAAUUAAACAAGCUGUCUACACUGCUCUUACCUAAUAAACAAAAAUUCAAAAUGCGAUAUUAAGAAGUAAAAAAACAAACUCUAUAAAUAAAGUAAAAGCUGCCAUGUAGCACGCUAAUAUA
Molecule: messenger RNA, 3208 nt
Organism: Lucilia sericata (common green bottle fly)
Lineage: Eukaryota; Metazoa; Arthropoda; Insecta; Diptera; Calliphoridae
Gene: Fbxo42
Exons: 2
Coding region: 438-2711 (757 amino acids)
Molecular function (GO): protein binding
Source: RefSeq, a predicted model, not a curated record